Molecule: messenger RNA, 1573 nt
Organism: Manihot esculenta (cassava)
Lineage: Eukaryota; Viridiplantae; Streptophyta; Magnoliopsida; Malpighiales; Euphorbiaceae
Exons: 2
Coding region: 830-1411 (193 amino acids)
Source: RefSeq, a predicted model, not a curated record
AAUUGUAAUAUACAAAUCAAAUUGUAUAUUCUGGUGCGUCUAAAAAUUUUCCCCGUUUUAGUGGGUAAGUUUUCUGAGUCUUUUGCUGAGAUUAAUGAAGACCGAGCAUUGGUAAUGCAUACAGAGAAGAUGACCCUCUAUUUGAAGGAGGGACUUUAAAGAUGAAAUUUUUUUUUCCCUUCCCAUCUAGUGUUUCUUGCUCAAGCCUAGAAUAUCCAAACUGGUCUUUUUCUUUUUCUGCUCUGAAUAUUCACAUUUCAACAUCUGUAAUUUAAAUAAUUACAAAUUAUCACUAAAAUAAACACAAUAAUAAUGCAUUUUUCUUUUAUAUCCAAUAAAAACUAGUUUACAACUUAAUCAAAUCAUCUGUUAUAUUAGUAGUGGGAACUUUGCUAGUUGCUAAAAAUGGUAUAUAGCUGAAGUUUUGUACACCAAAAGAAAAAAAAAUCCAUUUUCUUUAUCCUAAUUUAAUAAAAUUAAAAAAGAAUUAGAUUUUGUUUUUCCUUCCCUAUAAUUAAGCCUGUCCAAUAGCUGUCCAAGUUAGGUUCAUUCAUGGGUAUUGACCAAGUCACAGGGUUGAGGGUUGCAGAAACACAAAGAACCUCCAGAUUUAGCAAGAGACAACAAAGCACAAACUUGUCUCCCAAAUUUAGCAAAAAAUAAAGAAUGCUCAUAUCUUGUCAAUAACAAAAUCAUAAUAUGCAGAUCACAUUUUUUAACAGACCAUUUUUCAAUCUCAAGUUUAAACCCCCUAGCUUGGUCUGUGGUGGGUGGUGGGAGUGGCGACGAGGACCGUGAUCAUUCAUGGUCAUAGCAACAGCCACAGACCAUGGGAAGUGAAACCGCACCCGCGAGAAAGGUAAUAGUUUUGGCUGAUCCAACCCGCGAAUCGGCGGUUGCACUUCAAUAUGCUCUUUCUAAUGUAGUUCUUGAGAAUGAUGAGCUCAUACUUCUCCAUGUGGAGAGUCCCAAUUCUUGGAGGAAGAACACAUUGUCAUUCCUUAGAAGAUCUAGUCUUCCUUCCCACUAUGUUCCAAACUUGGAAGGAGGAGAUAUUGAUUUUCUUGAGGCAAUGAAGCAGGUGUGUGAGGUUGCUCAGCCCGGAAUCCGAAUCCGCAAAGAGAAGAUGCAAAUGGAAGCCAAGGUAAAGGACAAAGACAAGGCUAAUGCCAUUCUCGUUAGAUGCAACACAUUAGGAGUUGAUGCAGUCAUUAUUGGACAACGUCGAAGUCUCUCCAGUGCAUUGCUUGGCAUCAAAAGGCCAGGGAGCGCAGGACUGAAGGCCUUUGACAUGGCAGAGUAUUUGAUUGAGAACAGCAAUUGCAACUGUGUUGGAGUUCAGAAAAAAGGCCAAAAUGCAGGCUAUCUCAUCAACACAAAAACCCAGAAAAAUUUCUGGCUUCUUGCUUAAUUAAUGAUCCAAUCAUCCCAUUCCCCACCCUACCUACUAGCUUUUUAAAUGUUUCAUCAUCAUCAGCUCCAAUUUGUAGCCAGUUGCAGAUGAUGAUUAAUCAUCAGUUUGUUUAUUGAGAUGACAUAAUCCAAAAUCUAUGUUACUGCUUUAAAUUUGCUA